Molecule: messenger RNA, 3867 nt
Organism: Rhinichthys klamathensis goyatoka
Lineage: Eukaryota; Metazoa; Chordata; Actinopteri; Cypriniformes; Leuciscidae
Gene: ip6k1
Product: inositol hexakisphosphate kinase 1
Exons: 6
Coding region: 143-1600 (485 amino acids)
Biological process (GO): phosphatidylinositol phosphate biosynthetic process; inositol phosphate biosynthetic process
Cellular component (GO): cytoplasm; nucleus
Molecular function (GO): inositol hexakisphosphate kinase activity
Source: RefSeq, a predicted model, not a curated record
UGAACGGCUGCUGUGUGUUUGGGAAUGAGAUGUACUGUACUAUGUUUGUCUGAAAUACCCCAUUGCAACCUGUCUGGAUCUAACGACACACAUUCACAUUCAGGAAGAUGCAUGCAUGGGUGAAACUGCACUCAGGUCCUAAAUGGACACAACUGCAUCCUCAGUUUCUCUUCUGGAUCUAGUCCCAUAUUCAAAGGCCGCGUGGGGGACUGCUCCGAGCGCUCCUGAGGCGGGAUCUGUCGGCAGGUGUGUCAGCGGGCUGGCUCCUCCCCCUCCCGGCGGCAGCCUGCGCUCUCAGCCGCCCCCUUGCACCCCCCGCUCGCCAGGCCUGCGCGCCCGAGCCCAUGCCCCCAGCUCAAACGCCAUGUGUGUCCCGCACACGAUGGAGGCGGGCAAGCACAGUGCUAGCCAGGGGCCGAGCAGCCGCGACGGGGUUCCCCUGGAGCCCUUCAUACACCAGGUGGGCGGCCACACCAGCAUGAUGCGUUAUGAUGACCACACCGUCUGCAAGCCACUCAUCGCCCGUGAGCAACGGUUUUACGAGUCCCUGCCACCGGAGAUGAAGGAGUUCACCCCGGAGUACAAAGGCGUGGUGCUGGUGUGUUUCGAGGGCGACUCCGACGGCUACAUUAAUCUGGUGGCGUACCCGUAUGAAGAGAGCGAGGGUCUGGAUCAUGAGGAGCUGUCGGAGAGAGAUCAGCCUCGCCGGAAACACUCUCGCCGUAGCCUGCACCGCUCCAGCAGCGAGAUUAAGGAGGACCGGCCCGCACACGACAGCGACGGCACCGACAGUCUGCAGGAGUUGAAGAGUCCUCUUCUGGAUCUCCAUAUGCAUUCGGAUGUGCCGUUCCAGAUGCUGGACAGCAACAGUGGCCUGAGCUCAGAGAAGAUCAGCCACAACCCCUGGAGUCUGCGCUGCCACCGACAGCAGCUCAGCCGCAUGCGCUCCGAGUCCAAGGACAGGAGGCUCUACAAGUUCCUGCUGCUGGAGAACGUGGUCCAUCACUUCAGCUUCCCCUGCAUCCUGGACCUGAAAAUGGGCACUCGGCAGCACGGGGACGACGCCUCCGAGGAGAAGGCCGCCCGCCAGAUGAAGAAGUGCGAGCAGAGCACGUCUGCCACGCUAGGAGUGCGUGUGUGUGGCAUGCAGGUGUACCAGAUGGACACGGGUCACUAUCUAUGCAGGAACAAGUACUACGGCCGGGGUCUUUCCACCGAGGGGUUUCGACACGCACUCUUUCAGUUCAUGCACAAUGGGACGCAGCUGCGCAAAGACCUUUUAGAGCCCAUCCUGAGCAAACUGUGCAGCCUGAAGAGUGUGCUGGAGCGCCAGGCCUCGUACCGCUUCUACUCCAGCUCCCUGCUCAUCAUCUACGAGGGCAAGGACCCGGAGUGUGCCGACCCCUCGGAGGAGAGCCAGGCCUCUCAGGACAAGCCUCGGGCGCUGAGUGUGGACGUGCGCAUGAUAGACUUCGCCCACAGCACCUUCAAGGGUUUCCGGGAUGACCAAACCGUCCACGACGGCCCGGACCGCGGAUACGUGCUCGGACUCGAGAGCCUCGUCAACAUCUUGCAGCAGAUCCGCGAGGAGAACCAGUAGCCAACCAGUCGGCCCUUCGGUUGCAGUCCAACAUGCAACGCUACUCCCUCCAGACUGUUGACAUUUUCAUAGAAAAGCAACGAUGUUUAUAAAGAUUGCACAUUACGCAAACCUAAAGGUGUGUUUUCUGUUUCUCAGUUAGUAUUUGAGCCAUGAGGGAUUCAUGUACACCAGAAAUGGAGGCAGGUUCUUGGCUCUGCUGUCCCGAGAGAGACGGCCACUAGUCCGCCUCUCCUCGACAGGAGAUGUUUCAGUGUGUUCGUCACGUGGACUCAUCGCCAUCAUGUGACCGGCUGAAGAACUGCAGUCAUGAACCAGGAGCUCAGGGCACGUCUGCUGUCAGGGUCUCUCUUAAAGUGUGUGUGUGUGUGUGAGAGAGUGUGUGGGUGGGUGGGUGGGGGUGUGUGUGUGUGUGUGUGUGUGGUGAAUCACAAGAUGAAAUGCCCAGGUCACAUUUUACCCCAAGUUCACAAGAAAUUAUGAAGCCGAUUUUAGGACCUUUAAGAUUUUUGUGCCAUUAUUUUCAUGAUAAAUUAAGCAUGAAUGCAUUUCUACCUAAAACUUCCAGAAACACUGAUUGUGUUUUCCAUUUAUUAAUAUAUUAUAAUUAUGCUUAAUUAUGAAAAUAAUGUCACAAUGCAAACAAAAUCUUACUGGUUUUAAACAUAUCUUGAUGCAGUAAUGUGAUUUUCUUGUGCUGUUUGGGGCUGGAAUAUGAGCUGUAGUUCCCAGCAUUUCUCCAGGGGUUUAAAGGGAGGCGUUUAGCUCAGAGUCGCUGGUUAAAGCUUUAUUGUAGAGCUGGUGGUUUUAAACCACUCUUCUCUGAUGACAAGAUGAUGGAUCUGGCCUUAUGGCAAUAGUUGAAUGGACAGCUUAGUUAUGUUCGUCUAUUUAACCAGUCAGGUGAUGUUUUUUUUGGUAGCUAUCUUACUCUGUACAUUUAGAGCAAUCAUUCAAUUUGACAGUUUUUACAUAUUUGUUGGGAUAGUAUAUUUGUAGUCUUGAAUAUAGAUUAUCCUUGUGUUACAAAGUCUUUCCCUGUCAGCAACGAGGUUAUCAUUACAGAAGAAAACCUCACUGCAAAAAACAUAAUUUUCUUAAUCUGUCGAAAUUUUUAAACAUCCUUAAAACAUUGAAAAGCAAAAUUGUGUAGGGUAUUAAGAUUACAGAAAAAAAAGUCUCAAAUUAAUUUCUCACCUCAUUGGCAAAUCUUGAUUUAAGGCAAGCAACAAAAAAAAUAAUUCUUUAAUAUUUGAAACAAUUUUGCUUCUCCAUUUAUAUGGCAUAUUUGGAUAAUUUUGCUGAAAAACAGGCGAGAUAAAACGGCUGAUUAAGAAACUUAUCUUUGCUUUAGUUCGUGCUCACUAACAUCUGCACUGUAAAUGAUUAUAAAGAGCAUGUCUUUUCAUUUGGUUUUGUUUUGUAUUCAUUUUGAAGGGUUGUCUUUUAACUACACCGAUACACAGUGACGAUUUGCCAUCAGCAAAUGUAGCAAGAUUCGUCCCUAGGUUGGUCCUCGUGAGAAUGACACGUUCAGCAUGUUCUCUGUCUAGAUGAAUCAUUUAUUGCACUAUAGUGUCAACCUCUUGCUGAAACAUGGACACUUUUUUGCAUUCUCUGGGAAACAGACAUCACAUCCGCCUGUAGUAGCAGUUGAGCAAAUAUACUGUAAUAACUGUUCGUUCGUUCGUUCGUUCGUUCGUUCGUCUUGUCCUACAUUUAUUGACUUUGGUCACAUGUGGUGUAUAAAUCAUAAAUCAACAUGGCAUCUAUGCGGAGUUGUGCCGUAGGGAUGUGUCUGUGUUUAGACGUGUGAUUUUGGUCAAUAGCCAUAACUGGGACGUCCAGGAGUGUAUCGCGUGCAUUAAUGUUUUAUAACAGAGUCAUCACAGCACAUCAGGUCAUUUCUUUAAUCGUUGAAGGGAAACGUUUGAAGAACAAAUGCCACAUGCGUGAUGUGAUGUGUUCUCUCACAAUAAAUGAGCAAUGUACUAAAGUUACAUUUAGAAUACAUCAUUACUAACAUGAUUAAAGUGUAGCUGGUUUGUGUAUCUAAACCUUUCUUUUGUGCCGAACCAUGAGAGAGGAACGCUGAUUCAUAGAUUUGGCAUAAAAAGAAAGAAUAUUAUUACCCCUCAUCCUGAAAACGAUCCUUUUAUCUUUAUUGUUGUUGCAUGGAUGGGUAUUUUUUUAAGAAAAAAUUAUAUGACAACUUUGAAUGUGAGAUAUAAAUUGUUUAUUUAAGUAAAGUUGUCUUGUCUCUUUAA